This is a messenger RNA of Lecanosticta acicola, 1577 nucleotides long. The record is from the annotation of a GenBank genome assembly. NCBI's taxonomy places the organism in Eukaryota, Fungi, Ascomycota, Dothideomycetes, Mycosphaerellales, Mycosphaerellaceae.
AUGGCCGGUCAUCACGACCCGAAGCUGCUCUACGCGAUCAAGGGAAUCAAGGCGCACCACAUCCAGGACGGCACCGAGCAGGAACUCACGCCAUCGGGACCUCAGACCCUCUCCCUUCUCAUGGUUCCUACCAGCUCGCCCUUCGCCGACCUUAGCACCACGAUUCCUCAAAAUGAAGCGCCUGAAGAGGACUUCUACCUGCAUCUCAACCUUCCGCCCGAGCUCGACCUACCCUUACCCGCUACGACCCAAAUCUACCACCAGCCGCCUUCCAGCUACCUGAUUCCCAGGUGGGACCUAGGCCCAGGUGUAGGAGCAUUCACCAAGAUCGAAUUCCCUCCUAUCGGCUAUGGCGUCACGCAAGAGGAUGUGGAUACAUUUGAGACCAUUCUGGCACAGUGCACUGCCUUCCUCGAGCGAGCACGACCUCCACUGCCUUCACGUGCCAGCGAGAAGGGUAGAUACAACCCACAAGAUUAUGCGCCUGGGGGAAGCUAUGCGGUAGAUGAGAAGACGGGCAGGAAACAUGGCGAAAUCGUCCUGAUCGAUGAAGACGAUGGCUCAGUCGUGGGCGAGCUUGGUGAAGGUGCUCAGGUGAUCGAAGACCCAAAGCUGUUGGCUGGAUCUAAAGAUCCCGUGGAAGUGCAAGUAAGUCAGGAUGGAAAGCGCAUUGAGGUUCGUCCUGUAUCAGAGGACUAUUUGAGAAUGGCGCGGCAUCCGGCCUACAAGAACAGCAACCUGGUCCAAAGAGCGGCAACUGCGUCGCGCCUGAUUGUCACCACCAGCUCUUCGCUUGGAAACAUGCUCACCAGUGGUGCGGAAAACUUCACACAGAAGACGAAGCCAGUCGCCAAGCCAAUGGAGUUCUCACCAGCUACACAUCAGCGUGUCAGGAAGAUCAAUACGUUCACUAGCGGAGCGGCAAGUGUUUCGAACAAGACAGUUGGUAACAUCACGACCACUGUGCAGAAUCUCGCAGCAAAGGCUUCUGGGCACAAGAAAGAGAAGCCGCACAAAGGAUAUGAUGAGAAGGGCAGACCUCUUGAACAAGAAGAGUACAAAGCUGGUCUGCUGAACAGAUCCAUGAUCGCCUUCAGCACCGUCAUGGACGGCAUUGCGACUAGCGGCAAGUCCUUAUUAGAGACGAGCGGAGUGGCUGCAAGCACUAUGGUCGGUCACCGUUACGGCGAAGAGGCCGGCUCUAUUGCCGCAAGCCUUGCUGGCGGUGUCAAGAACGUGGGACUGGUCUACAUCGAUGUGACAGGCGUGUCGCGACGUGCCGUGAUCAAGUCUGUCGCCAAAGGAAUGGUCAUCGGCAAGGUGCGCGGCGGAGGUGAAGUCGUUGUUGGUGGUGGCGACGGCGGUGUCGUCCCCGAUGAAGAUGUGAAGCGAGCGGAAGCUGCACAGGGCGUUUCUAACGAGAAGGGAGGCUUUCAGCCUGUCAGUGAGGCGUACAACCCGGUUGGCUUCGGUUCUUCGGCUCCUCCAAAGGUAUGUGCAUCUAGUGUCUGAUGGCGAACGCGUCGACUGACCUCCAUCUGCAGUACCAAGAGUUCGGUCAGCCUGGCAAACAGUAG